AUGUCAAUCAGUAUUUUAUUCAAAAAUGAUUCUCCAACACGCGAUUUAAACACUUUAGAUCCAUCUUUUAUGUAUUCAAAAUUACUGAAAGAAAUUCUUGUAGAAAUCGAACAUGAUAAUCAUGCUAAAACGAAACUGGGUGACUUCUGUUAUGAUCAAUAUGGAGAUAAUUCACAGGAAUUGAAGAUUAUAGAUGAAUUUAAGAGAAAAUAUUCUCCUUCAUCUGCUAAAUGGUGGUAUACAAGAGAAUGUUUCACUAAUACUAUGUUGAAUAAGGCACUUCGUACUCAAGACAUUGAAAUAAUAACAAGAGUGGGAUUUUUUAUUCGAGAUCUUGAUCAACAAAUACAGGAAUUACAUGCUAAAAUAAAAUAUCAAGGUGUAUUGACUGUUUAUCGUGGCCAGGGUAUGCUGAAUAGUGAAUUGGAAAAAUAA
Rotaria socialis is the source of this 435-nucleotide messenger RNA. Lineage: Eukaryota; Metazoa; Rotifera; Eurotatoria; Philodinida; Philodinidae. The record is from the annotation of a GenBank genome assembly.